This is a messenger RNA of Erigeron canadensis, 1531 nucleotides long. RefSeq names its product protein ELC-like. Gene Ontology annotation, cellular component: ESCRT I complex. The coding region runs from base 64 to 1182 and encodes 372 amino acids. Lineage: Eukaryota; Viridiplantae; Streptophyta; Magnoliopsida; Asterales; Asteraceae. Gene Ontology annotation, biological process: protein modification process; endosome to lysosome transport; protein transport. The record is from RefSeq and is a predicted model, not a curated record. Gene Ontology annotation, molecular function: ubiquitin binding. The transcript has a single exon.
AAUUCCAAAUCAAAACCGCCACCCCUCUUCCCACCUCUAUUUUUCCGAUCAAAUCAACAAAAAAUGGUCCACCCACAACCACCGUCACCACCCACCGUACAAUUCUUAAAUUCCGUCUUAUCACAGUCUAGUCCCUUGGCUCUCCCUUACGCCGAAGACAAUAAAUGGCUAAUCCGUCAACACCUCGUUACUCUAACGGAAUCUUCCCCUUCACUUGACCUUAAAAUCGCUACUUUCACUCAUAACGACGGCCGUUCCGUUAACCUUCUUCAACUUGACGGAACUGUCCCUAUGGUUUUUAAAAACGUUACUUAUAACAUCCCUGUUAUUAUCUGGCUUAUGGAAUCCUACCCUCGUGACGCCCCUCUUGUCUUCGUGAAUCCCACGCGCGAUAUGGUUAUUGAAAGGCAACAUUCUUUUGUUAAUCCUUGUGGUUUGGUUUCUAUUGAUUAUUUGCUUAAUUGGGUUUAUCUUAGCUCUAAUCUUGUUGAUUUAGUUCAUCGUUUGUCUCAUUUUUUCGCUAUCGAUCCCCCGUUAUAUUCACAAUGUAGACCUAGUGUAAGUCUAACCCCUAGUUUAAACCCUGAACUUAGUUCUAGUCUGGCCGAGUCGGUACGGCCUCGGACGGAGGACCCGGGGGAGGUUUAUAGGUGGAAUGUGAUAGAUAAGCUGGUGGUGGAUGUAUUUAGGGAUGUGGAGGAAUUGAGGAAGAAAAGUGAGGUUGAAAUGGAAGGAAUGUUUAAGGCGCAAUCGGUGUUAAGGCAACGAGGAGAGGAGAUAACGAAAGGGUUGAGAGAGAUGCAUCACGAAAAAGAGGCCUUGGAGCAGCAGUUACAGAUGGUUUUGAUGAAUAUUGAUGUGUUUGAAGAAUGUGUGAAAGUGAACAAAGAGGAGUUGUUGAAUGUUGUUGAUGUGGACGAGGCGUUUGAGCCGGUGGAUGUGCUGUCCAAACAGAUGUUGGAGUGUACGGCCGCUGAUCUGGCUAUUGAAGACGUGGUUUAUGCGAUUGAUAAAGUUGUUCAACAAGGGGUGAUAGCUUUUGAUGUUUAUUUGAAACGGGUGAGGUCAUUGUCGCGUGAACAGUUUUUUCAUCGGGCGACUGCUGCUAAGGUUCGGGAUGUUCAGAUGCAAGCUCAAGUUACUAGUAUGGCCUCCAGGGCAUCGGCUUCGUAUGUCGUUUGAACGGUCAUUCGUUGGUUGUCGUAUUGUGGUAUGUGCAGCUUCACUUUCAUGAUAGAGUUUAUAUAAAAAAUUGCGUUAUCUUUGUUAAUUCAUUUCAUAUUUAGUUUUAAAGACUUGUUAUAGAACAACAAAAUUGAAUUACUUUAGCUCCUUAUUGCUAGCAUAAAUAAUACAGUAGUGUAACUGGAAGAGCUUUUUGAAAGGGAGUAUGUGGUUUUCGAUAUUGCAAAUGAGAUAAUCAGAUGUAAUGAAACUUCCUGCAGAAUAUAGUAUUUGGAUGUGAUUCGAUUGGGUUAACUUGUAAUUAUCUCUUUUGGUGGUAUCUAGUGUUUAGUAAUAAUUCUGAUUA